UUGACACGUUCGAUAGUUUUUUUUCUUUUUUCAAAGCACCAGGUCACAUAGUUAUUGGCAGAGGUGGCGGCAGAGGUAGAUACUUAGGUAGAAAGAUAGGAAGGUAGGUAAUAGACAGGCGCGCUAGCUUCGCGCGAGAUGACCCUCUUACCUCUUUACCGUUUCUUCCUGGCAAGAACGACUAUCGCGCCGUAACGCCGUUUGUACGGUCGUGCGAGAAGAUUUCAGUUGCGAGGUCAGUUGCAUUUGCUAACAGACCAGUAGCCAUCUAGCGAGAGCCGGAAAUCGUAGGGUUCCCAAUUCGUUCGAAAUCUAACAAAACUUUCUUUUUCUCUCGCACAUUAUCUUUUUUUUUUUAUAUUUUUCUUAAACUUUCAUAUUUACCUUCCUUCCUAACUUCUGCCACUUCUACGAUUUUUCUAUUCCAUUUAUUAGUCCUUUCAUUUUCUACACGCGCAAGGUUUUUUGUGUAAGAUCGAAUCAAUUUCUAUCCACCCUCGAGGUGGCUCCGAGGGAUCAAUUAAAUCCACCUGUUAACGGAUCGCUGAUCGAUCCGAGAACGGAAAGAUCUGCGGCGAAAUGGAUAACACAGAGGAUGAUCUAAGGACAUCAGUCGAGCUGUAUAUAUACGAUUUAUCGAAGGGUAUGGCAGCAAUGAUGUCUAAUAUGCUGAUAGGUAGACAUUUGGAAGGAAUAUGGCAUACGGGAAUAGUUGCUUAUGGUAGAGAAUACUUUUUUGGUCCAGCUGGAAUACAAAGUGUCAGACCUGGUGGUACGCAUUUGCGCGAACCGCAAAAAAUCGAGAAGAUUGGUGAGACUUAUCUACCCUAUUCUGUUUUCCUUGAAUACAUCAACGGCCUGGGAACGUCCACAUUUGCACCGGGCACGUAUAAUCUUUUCAAGCACAACUGUAACACUUUCACGGAAGAAGUUAGUAAUUUUCUGGCGGGAACAGGAAUUCCCAAAUAUAUCCUUGAUCUUCCAGAAGAGAUAUUACAAACGCCAGUUGGACAAGCGUUAGGACCUUUGAUAGAAAGUUUAAGUAGCAACGCAAACGCAGGUUUCACGGUUGGUCAAAGAUUCGUUGAAGCUAGAAUCGACAGGGAAGCUUCUCCAGAAUAUCAGCUUUUAAAUACAGCAAUCGAGGAGGCAAGAUUAAACUCGAUCGCGUUAGAGGAAAGGAGAAACGUAAUAAACGAGAAGCUAGCUAAGAAGGAUAGGAAGAAGAAAAAGAAGAAGAAGGAAAAGAAGGAAAAGAGUAGCAAAGAUAGCACAGGAAGUGACAAUAAUAGCACAGGGCCCAGUAAUUGCGCGGAUAUGGCGGAAAGCGAGGGUGCAGUUAGCGAGAUGCAAGCGGCGAAUGGUGCAACGAUGGAAAUGUUACCGUCCGAUAGGGUAAUGCAAAUGGAGGAGGAAGAGAAACGGGAACAGGAAGAGAAGAAAAGGCAACGUGAUCCUCCUAUAGUAUUUAAAGAUACCGUCGAUGUAAAAGCGGAAUAUGAGACGUUGGUCAACUGUCUAGAAGGAAAAUUAAACGACGAGGAAAGAACAUGUUUGACCGAGCUUCGACAAUACGUUUUAGAGAACGAAGGUUCUUGGGCUUUGGGAGAUUAUUUUUUAAAUUUUGUCGGACGCAUACUUUACGACAAAUCUUUAACAACCGAAGCAAGGGUGAAACUUCUCAACGUUCUUUCCGUUGCCGCUUUGAAAGACGAUGUGAUUCUUCUUUUGCAUCAAGAUAGAAAGGAACAUAUUCUUAUGAAUUAUGCCUUCGAUAUAGAUCGUCAUCCUCCGGAAGAACAAUUACCGCUUGCUGAAUUUUUGGCUAACAUGUUUGAAAAUCUGAGCAGUUCAGAAUGGUUACUUUACAUAUCUGAAUGGCAACAUCACAAUCAAAGUAUCAGCAACAUAAGAGUGACGACGAAGGUUGCUGUCCACUCCUUGCUAUCCAAUUCAUUCGAGUUGCAAACCCGUGGUGCUGCUAUUAUCCACAACUUAGCCUGCAAGGAGAAAAUGAACAAAAGCAAAAAUCUGCGGCGACUUUUACCAAAAGGCAGCAUUUCUAAGGUGUUUGAUGAUGUCGCCGUUGAAUUAACGAUGGCUUUGCUGCAAUAUUUCAACGGAAGUCCAGCAGAAGAACAACUUUACGCGUGCAUGAAGUCGUUGGCGCGUUUUACACAAAUCAGUGGACAGGAUGUGCCCCAAUUGAUACAGAUGAUCGGACCAGAGCCAAACAAAUUUCGUGGAACUUCCCAGAGAAUCGACGAACUGAUCGAUCAAGUCAAUAAGAAGCUACGUUGAGGUACAACUUGCCAUUUCUUCGCGAUCCAAAUUUUUUUAUUCCAAAUAGGAUGAUGUAUAAAAUGAGUGUUGUUGACUGACAGCUAAAUAAGAUGAAUUUUUACAAUAGAGAUUUUAUUUUAAGCAUCUACGUGCUUUUAUAAUAAUACUUAUUAUU
Molecule: messenger RNA, 2458 nt
Organism: Polistes dominula (European paper wasp)
Lineage: Eukaryota; Metazoa; Arthropoda; Insecta; Hymenoptera; Vespidae
Biological process (GO): protein modification by small protein removal
Molecular function (GO): peptidase activity
Source: RefSeq, a predicted model, not a curated record